This is a messenger RNA of Fopius arisanus, 948 nucleotides long. Its product is annotated as waprin-Phi1-like. The coding region runs from base 67 to 555 and encodes 162 amino acids. The transcript has 2 exons. Lineage: Eukaryota; Metazoa; Arthropoda; Insecta; Hymenoptera; Braconidae. Gene Ontology annotation, molecular function: serine-type endopeptidase inhibitor activity. Gene Ontology annotation, cellular component: extracellular region. The record is from RefSeq and is a predicted model, not a curated record.
AGUGACGACGAUGAAUCUAGCAUGUGACACGCGCAAGUUGCUCUGAAAGGUCGUCAAUACGAAAUAAUGAAGAGAAUAAUUGGAAUAAUUGGAAUCGCGGUGGUGAUUGUGGGAAUUGUGGGCGCACAGAAUCCGAAAUUGUCUGGACAGAAACCGGGAGCUUGUCCACCGGAACAGCCCGUGAAUAUUUGCGGAAGAUCCUGUCAUUCUGAUGCCCAUUGCGAAAAAGAGGGGAAAUGCUGUCCUACCACUUGUGGCGGAAAUAUUUGCACUGCUCCAGUAACACAAGGACCCCCUCCGAUCGUGAAACCAGGAUCAUGUCCUGAGACGCCAACAGGCCGGUGGAUCUGCACUCCUACCUGUACUACCGAUGGCGAUUGUCGUGCUGCAAAAAAAUGCUGCAGGAAUCGAUGUGGAGUCCUUGCCUGCCAGAAACCGGAUGCAGAGAUUACGGAACCUGUUGACAUGGCUUAUCAACCGGAACCGAAAAUCCCUGAUGACGGCAACUCCGGUGAUUUUAACCCGAACAAUCCAUUCUUGUUCAGCAGUAACUAAUAAUGUGUUCAAAUAACAAAUAAAGUGAGAUAAUUAGCCAAUUUUAGGAGACUCUCAUUAUCAUGGAGCGCAAUUUAGCGGCAAAAUCAUGGAAUUCUUGUGAAAAUUUAUCGAUUUCACACAGGAAUUUAAUAAGUUGCAGAGUUUCAAGGUUUUUCAUAUAAAAACGAUAAUUACAUAAAAACAUAUCGAAUUAGAAUUAUUUCAUUUUAUAUUUACUGCGGAAGUUGGGGAAAUUUUAGGGAGCUAAUGAGAUCAUGAAGAUUUCCAAGAAGCGCAGCAGAAAUUAUAGGCAAGUAUUUUCAACAGUGAAUGCCAUAACUGUGAUUCAGAUUUUGUAAAUGCUGAUUCUAAAAAUAAAAAUCCUUACUGAUCGUCGUACGUUGUGCAUAA